Molecule: messenger RNA, 4155 nt
Organism: Dicentrarchus labrax (European seabass)
Lineage: Eukaryota; Metazoa; Chordata; Actinopteri; Moronidae
Exons: 19
Coding region: 192-4055 (1287 amino acids)
Biological process (GO): prevention of polyspermy; binding of sperm to zona pellucida
Cellular component (GO): egg coat
Molecular function (GO): acrosin binding; structural constituent of egg coat
Source: RefSeq, a predicted model, not a curated record
UGAAAAAUAUAUAUACUAUACACUAGAUUUACUGUAUUUUGGCUCAGUUAUACGUUUUUGUAUCCGGCCUUACCGUCUGCGCUCCUGUAGCUUUUUAAUUGGUCCACUCUUGAUGACUCUUAAUUGACGGCCCUCGUGUGCAGGUGAGGCCUCUGUGCGCAUGCGAGCAAAAAAGCAUCAACAAUCCGGCGAUGUCUUGCAAACAGAAAACAGAAAAUACUUCGUUUUUACUCGUGGUUACCGUUUAUUUUUACACUUUUCUCGUUUGUUACUCGGUAAGUUUAGGACAGCGGGAGGAAGGUUUGACUGACUACCAAGUUCAAGAGUCCGCAGCUACCUGGUUGGAGAGGAUUAAACAACAGGACGACGUCCAGCUGGGGAACUGGCGCCUGGUUGAACAAGUUAUCUCCGACCCAAAUGUGCGCAAAUCCACCGAGAUUCAGCCUGAACCUGCAGCCUUCCCCGGAGAGCCACUGCUGUAUUUCAAUGUACCCAAACUCGGUGAAAGUGACAGUAACUGGACUAUUGGUGAUUUCCACAGACAGCCAAGGUCUGAAGACAAAUAUCAAGCAGAUUUUACAGGUUUUGGUGCAGUCCAAGGGAAAGUUUUGGGCCCAUCAUUUGAUUCCACUCCACAUUUCUCUGAGUGGGUGGCUAUGAGACCUUUGGUGCAGUGUGAUGAUAAUGUCAUGACCUUCACUGCCUCUGGACAAGGACUCGCACACCUGUUAGUGGAUAGAGAAGGAACCUCUCCCAUCUCCCUGUUCCAGUUGCCUUCAUACUGUGGUUACUCAGUGAGGACGUCAUGGAGUGACCUGGAGAUGAUGGUGCCUUAUGAUGCAUGUUACAUUACACAGGAGAAUGGCAGCUACGUGCUGCCCAUGUUGUGGUGGGGCAGCCCACUGAAGCUCUCCUGCCCAGUGCAGAUGUCCACCUCUGCCCCCUCCUUGCCCCCCUUAGUCUAUUGCUCCCCCUACGGCAUGGCAGUGCAGAUAGAUGGGCAGGAGCAAGAUAUAACAAUGCUGGGAGUCGUAGUGAAUGGACGUUGGGGUCCAUUUGUGUCUGAAGAGUGUGCCUACCGUGUCUCCUCCAAUUCUGAGCAGCUUGCCUUCUUCAUCUCCUACAGUGCUCCGUGUAUCAUGGAUGGAGAUGGUCCUUAUCUCCAGCUUAUAUUAGAUGAGCAGGAAUACGUCCUCUCCUGUCCAGCCAGUGCUCAGGUUCCCUACAUCCCCUCUCCUCCUCUGUCUCCUGAUGACCACCAGUUUCUCCAAAUCCCAGAACCUGUUGGCCCUGCACCCACCUCCCCUCCUCCUCCUCCUCCCCCUCCUCCAACCCAGGAGCAGAUUGCUCAACUUCCUAACUACCCCCACUAUCCUGGAUUCCAGUACCCCCAGCUUCCCCAAGUCUACCCUCCUGGCCCACAACCUGGCCGUCCCCCUCAACCCACUCCUGGCAGUCCUCCUGGUUCGCAGCCCCAGCAGCAGCAGCAGCAGCAGCAGCAGCAGCAGUCCCUCUACCCCUCGGGACCUGGCAAGCUGCCGUACUCUCCUGGAGAGCCCCCAAAAUACCCUUCCCUUCUUCACCAGCCUCCUGCGGUGGUCCAAGCUCCGUCCUCCCCCGAUCUUAGCCCAUUGCUGGAUAUUUCUUCCCAUCAAGUUUCCAAAUUCCCUGCUGGCCCUUCUCAACAUCAAUCUGGUAUGCAUUACCCUUAUGUGCCGUUCUACUACCCUGCAGUGACACCAGACACCACUACUACAACUGCUCCUCCAGCUACCCAACCACCCGAACAUCCAGCAACUCUUUAUCCCCCACAGUAUUACCUUCAGUUACCUUACUAUCCUGCACCCACUGCAGCACCAGUGACCCAAGCACCUGCUUCCCUCCCUCCCAGCCCACCGUCUCCUCUCUCUCCACAUAAACAACAGUACCCAGUCGGCCCAUUUUAUCCACCAGCAUUUUAUAACUCUCACUAUCAUUAUGGACAGUUUCCCUACCCUUCACAUGCUACAGUCGUUCCACCUCUCACCACAACUGCCACUACGACAAUGGUUCCCAAACAACCUAGCAGCCCCAGCUAUUCCUUCAGCCAGUUCUACAACCAAAGACCCAUUUACGUCCCACCAACCACACCUCAGCCAUCUGCCAAAGAAGAAUCUCCAACUAUUCCUCAGGAACCUCAGAAACCAGCAGCUCCACAAGCCUCCUGCCCCCCUUAUGCUCACACAAUUUGUGGCUACUACCCUUAUCCCUAUUUUCCCUAUUACCACCAUAUGUCCCUGCCAUACUACCAUCCAUCUUACCCCCCUGUGCCCCAGUAUCCAAAGACACCAAUGACCACCACAAAGCCUCUCACCUCAACCACCACCACCACUACUACAACUACCACCACCACAAGUUCUACAGCAGCUCUCCCGACUGAAACCACUCCACAAAACCCUGAUCUCCAGUGUCUGAUGGGGAGGAUGGUUGUCUUCCUGCCUUUUGCUCACCCAGACUCCAUCCAGGUCAGAGACCAAAUGAAGUCAUGGCUGUUCCUCUCCAGUGUGUCUCCACUGUGUGGGUACAUGCUACAGAUUGCUGAGGACUCUGGGGUAAUCCUUCACUCUCCUCUGCCUGCCUGCCACAGCGAGCCACGGACUCCCACCAUCAUUUCCUUACCUCUGAGUUUUUGGGACCUUUCCAUGGCGAAGUAUAGGACUCUGGACUUGCAAUGUCCAUAUCAAAUGAUCCCUGAAACUCCUGCACCAGUUACAGCACCAGUUACCCCAUCAGUGUCCCCUGCCCCACCCAGCACAACCGUGAGCAAGGUCAGCCCAACUGUUGUCCCAAAGCCUGAGGUCUUCUGCUCCUCCGAUCAGAUGACCGUGGAGCUCCCCUCUGGUCCCAUCUCUGGAAUUGUUGUUAAAGACAUCAAAGGGAACCAUAUGAACCUCCAGGAUGCCCCAAAGCACUGUGGGUAUUCUGCAAGAAAAGGCAAAGAUGGCAAAAUCCGUUUGAGUCUCCAGUUACACUCCCGCUGCCACAUGAGUGUGCAGGGUGAAAUGUACAUCAUCACCAUCAUCUACAUGACAGUAAAUGGGAGACGGGAGGCUCAGUUUUUCUGUCCAGUUCUCAUCCAGGGGUCCGGACAAGAGUGCAACCUUCCCAGCGAACAGCGUCUCCCCUGCGGACCCGGCUCUGUAUCCCAGCCACAGUGCCUCUCCAUGGGCUGCUGCUUCAGCAAGCAGCCCCCUGCCUGCUACUACCCCAUAGAUGAGUGCACUAUUGACCGCCACUUUGUCUUCUCCGUGCCCGCCUCCCUCACGGAGCCCCCUCUUUCCCCUGCCCUGCUUGUCACUGCUGGUAACUCCAACUGCAAACCUCUGAGAGUGACUUCAGACUACGCUUUGUUCAAGAUCCCGAUGGAUGGAUGUGGGACGCGCAGAGUUAUGGUGGGGAAAACCAUGAUCUACAUCGUGGAGGUCAUCAACAAGGUUCAGGCAAUCAGUCUCAACUAUGGCACCAUAACAAGGGAUUCGCCUGUGAGGUUGUUGGUGGAGUGCAGGUAUCUGCCUAGCCCUGUUCUCAGUGUGAGCUACAUGGUUAAAACUCCCACUGUUGGACCUGCAGUUCAGACACAGGGGGUGUUUGGAGUCCAGCUCAGGAUUUCCAAAGACGCCCAGUACAGCAGCUACUACCCUCAGUAUCACCAGCCCCUGCAGAUGCUGCUGGGUAAACCCCUCUACCUGGAAGUACGGCUGCUCAACACCCCAGAUCCCAGUUUGGUGCUGCUGGUGCACUUCUGUGUGGCUUACCCCCGCUCAGGAAAAGCUGUGUGGCUGCUGCUUUACAACGGGUGUCCCAACCCCUUGGACCCAGCCCCGCAGCAGGCUGUGCUGUUUGAUCCUCGACCACCCUCUCCGCAGGCUCAGACCCGCCGCUUCACCAUCAGCACCUUCCAGUUCCUUCCUGAUGGUGAGUUCAAGGACCCAGACGAAGAGAUCUACUUCAUGUGUUCAACCGAAAUCUGCUCGCCACGUGAUGGGCCUUGUGUCGAGGGAUGCUUUGGCCAGUGAUGUUACGACAUGGAAGAUGCUUGAAGUUGGUGGAGAUGAUGAUCUGGCCUCAGACAUCACUUGUUAAACCAACAAUAAAAGCUCUUAGAGGACAAUGAAA